Syzygium oleosum is the source of this 3274-nucleotide messenger RNA. Its product is annotated as pentatricopeptide repeat-containing protein At2g19280. The transcript is spliced from 2 exons. Gene Ontology annotation, molecular function: protein binding. The record is from RefSeq and is a predicted model, not a curated record. Lineage: Eukaryota; Viridiplantae; Streptophyta; Magnoliopsida; Myrtales; Myrtaceae. The coding region runs from base 952 to 2775 and encodes 607 amino acids.
GGUUUGGUCUUUCGUUUCUCCUUUCAUUCGUUGAGGGACUGGGGAGUGUUUCAGUCUACGUGCUCUUCGUGCGCUUCCUUCUUCUCCGAUCGUUGCCGCGCACCCGCGACGCGUGAGGAGGGGGUGGGCGAGGAGUUUGAGGUGGAACUGGAAACUUGUUGUGUACGAUGAUGUCUUUUUUGGGUGUGUGUGUGUGUGUGUGUGUCCUGUGGUUUGGAUUGGAAACGGCUGUACCUUGUCGCAUUGUUGGCACUAGUAGUCGGAUAAGCGUAAGUCGUGAGCAGGCGCUUAGUGACUCUUUGUGUUUUGGUUUGUGUAGGAUUUCGUGGUAGUUCCUUGAAUUCGUGAAGUCGGCACGCCGAGCGGUUCGUGUGUGGCCAAUAAUGGAGAUAGAGGUUUUCUGGAUUCUUAAUUAAGUAGUUUGGAGGUGUGCUUAAUCGGGUUUUCAGUUUACCGGGAACGUAUACGGAUAAAUUUCCGUGCUUUUUGAGUAGUGCUUUUGGCUUCGAACAUAGGACGGUUAUGUGAGAAUUAAUGGACGUGGAAAUUGGAAUGUUUGGAGCCGUGUUAUAUCGAUAGUUAGAAUGAGAAGAUAUGGUAGCAGUUUCCCAUGAGGACGGCGAUGGCUUUCUCGUACAAGUUCGUUUCCCUAGUAUCAUUCUAUCGGUUAUGAGGGGUUCUAUCUCUCUCAUUUAUCGCUGCUCUGCCAAACUCAGGCUGAUAUUUCGGAGUAAUAAGAUUUCUAGACCGUUUUCACCUGGGAAUUCAGCAGCUAUGUGCUUUAGUAUGCUCGAUGAUGAAAUCCCCAUUUCUUAUGAAGGAGAAGUUCUACCAAAAAGAGGUUGUAUUUCGGCUGUAAAUAUUGAUGAAAUGGAGUCUUGUCGUGGUGAUCAUUGUUCUGCUGAGGAGAUUUCCUUGUUUUUGGAAAAUUAGAAGUCAGAGGAAAUUGAUAUGGAAAGCAUGAAAAUGUUAGACGCAAACUGCGAAUGGAUUCAAGGUUGUGAAAAGUUGUACUGGGCUAAAUUGAAUCAGAUUAAUAUGGUCAGGGACUUGGACAAUCUCUUUGAUCAGAAUUCAGAAGCUGCACUUGCUCUAGGAUUUAAAAGUGGGAUCCGAGCUACUUGUAAAAUGAUUCAUAUUCUUGCCUCGAGGAACAUGAAUCAUAUAGCGGUUCGUCUUAUCUUGUAUCUUGUACGGACAUAUCAUGGUCAGGACUCCUCCACUCUUUUGCUGGAUACUUUUCUUGAUACCUGCAAAGAAAGAAGAGUACUGAAAACUGUAUAUAGUAUACUUGUCGAUUCUUACAUCAAGGAAGGCAUGUUAAAGAUUGCCCUUGAAGCAUCAUAUAAAGGAAGACUGUUUGAAAUUUUUCCUUCAGCAGCCGUCUGUAAUUCCUUAUUGCAGGCACUUUUGCAAUCUAACCAAUCAGACCUGGCUUGGGAUUUUUUGGAGGAAAUGCAAAGCCGAGGAAUAGGUAUGAAUGCCUCUGUUAUCAGUUUGUUUAUCAAUGACUACUGUAUCAAGGGUGACAUAAGUAGUGCUUGGAAGUUGGUCGUAGAAAUGAAAAAUUAUGGGAUCAAAGCUGAUAUGGUUGCAUAUUCUAUCAUAGUUCACCAUCUCUGCAGGAUGUCCUGGUUAAAGGAAGCAACAUGUUUAUUGUUUAAGAUAUUGCAGAUGGGCUUCUUCCUGGAUUCUGUUGUAAUUAAUUCAGUCAUUGAUGGCUAUUGUAAGGUGGGAAAUCUAGGAAAAGCAAUUCGUAUUUUAAGCAUGUGCAACCUUCCCCUUAACAAUUUCUUGUAUAAUAGUUUUCUCACAAAGUUAUGCAGAGAUCAUAACAUGUCAGAUGCUUCAAAACUUUUUCUUGAGAUGCCUGAAGUAGGCUUACGUCCAGAUUGUUUUAAUUAUACUACCAUGAUCCAAGGCUACUCUAAAGCUGGAGAUACAAAGAGAAUUUUACAAUACUUUGGUAAAAUGUUGAAAAGUGGUAAUAGACCGUCCACAACUACAUAUACGGUGCUCAUUGAUGUGAAUUGCCAAAUAGAGGACAUGGGAAUGGCAGAGCACAUGUUUCAAAUAAUGAUAAAAGAUGGUUUAGUGCCAGAUGUUGUUGUUUGCAACACUUUAAUACAACUCUAUGGGAAGAAGGGCUGCUUGCAUAAGGUUUUUAAGCUGUUAGGCUUGAUGACAACUGUUAAUAUUUCUCCUGAUAUCAUCACGUACAACACUAUCAUUCACAGCCUAAUGAGGAAUGGGUUUGUGACUGAGGCAAGAGAUAUUUUAGAUGAACUUGUCCAAAGGGGCUUUUCUCCUGAUGUUGUGACAUUCACUAGUGUGAUAGACGGAUUCUCAAAAAGGGGGAAUUUUGAGGAAGCUUUUCUCGUGUGGUCCUCCAUGAGUGAAGUACCCGUGCAGCCUGACAUUAUAACCUGUAGUGCUCUUCUCAGCGGCUAUUGUAGGGCACGUAGAAUGGAAGAAGCAAACGCGCUAUUCCGCAAGAUGCUUGAUGCUGGACUGAGGCCUGACCUGAUUCUGUACAAUACUCUCAUUCAUGGAUUAUGUAAGAUUGGAUGCGUGGAAGAUGCAUGCUACUUGGUCAAUAUGAUGGUGCAGGGUGAUAUUUAUCCGAACAAUGUUACUCAUAGGGCACUUAUCCUUGGCUUUGAAAAGAAGCGGUUCGGAAAUCCUGCAGAAACUGCACACUCUAAGCUGCAAAAAAUACUAGCGAAAAAUGGCAUUUACGUAGGUGAUGAUGCGUACUUAUCUAUGGUACAUUGAACUGGCAGGUGAGGCACUGUAAUUGCUUCGGAGAUGCCCUGGCAUGUCUGACUGCUUAACUUCUAAUUGUGCACAUUGUGGUUGCUUUGGAGGUGCCCCAGCAUAUUGUUUCAGAUGUAUAUACUUGAAGAUCUGACCACUCAAGAUCGUCCAUCAUCUGACUCCAAGUAGAUCGGCCUGAGAUUGGAGAUGGGCGUCUCACAGAAUCAGUGAAUUCAGUCGCAUGAACUUACAAGGUAAAUGAGUAUAGAGAUUUCCGCACAAUAAAGUUCACAUUUCACAUGAUAAGGAGGCCUUUCGACAAAAGACUAGUGAAACUUCUAAUGACUUUCAUCUGAUCACAUUAUCGAAUAAAUAUUUCAGCGAUGCAUAUUGCUAUCUUCAGGAGAUUGAGCUGCCACAACUCUGAACGCUGGCGAGCAGAUGUGUUUUCUUGUCCUAAUGCUAUAUGUCCAUCGAUGGUAUAAAGAAAAAGUCUGCUAGUAGUCCGAAGUCCUCU